Leucoraja erinaceus (little skate) is the source of this 1744-nucleotide messenger RNA. RefSeq names its product decapping enzyme, scavenger (gene dcps). Lineage: Eukaryota; Metazoa; Chordata; Chondrichthyes; Rajiformes; Rajidae. Gene Ontology annotation, cellular component: P-body; nucleus. Gene Ontology annotation, molecular function: hydrolase activity; RNA 7-methylguanosine cap binding. The coding region runs from base 51 to 1049 and encodes 332 amino acids. The transcript has 6 exons. The record is from RefSeq and is a predicted model, not a curated record. Gene Ontology annotation, biological process: deadenylation-dependent decapping of nuclear-transcribed mRNA.
AGGGGGCGCGCUGUCGAGAGCGGGGAAGGCGGGCGCCGGCAGGGUGAGGGAUGGCUGAGUGUGUAAGGGACAACGCGGAGGAGCCCCAGCUCAAGAUGCACAAAGCCAACGGCAGUGGUGAUGGCGAUGGCGACGGGGGAGCGAUGGAGGCGCCGCGGAGCCGGUUCAACCUGGGCAGCUUCCGGCUGGAGAAGAUCCUCCGCGGGAGCGCGCGGGACAAGACGGUGUUCGUGCACGGCAAGGUUGAAGAAGACUGUGGUGAUGAUCAAGAUGCCGUGAUCAUUCUCGAGAAGACUCCUUUCCGCGAGGAAACACUGCCACAGCUUCUCAACAAGAAUGCAGAUCUUCGUCUUCAAAUGCAGAAUGACAUCUACAGCACACACCACCUUCAUGCACCUUCGGCCCUCAAUGAAAUAAAGACCACAGUGGUAUAUCCAGCUACAGAGAAGCAUAUCAAGAAGUACCUGCAGCAGGAGAUGCACUUGAUUAAUGAAACAGCAGAUGACUACAAGAAUAUUACCGCUCCAUACCUUCAAUCCCAGUCCUUCAGUAUUCAGUGGGUGUAUAACAUUCUGGAAAAGAAGGCUGAAGCAGAUCGAAUAAUUCAUGAACAUCCGGACCCAAAAAAUGGCUUCAUUCUUAUUCCAGACUUCAAGUGGAAUCAAAAGCAGGUUGAUGACUUGUAUGCGAUUGCUAUUGCCCACCGCCGAGAGGUGAAGUCACUGCGGGAUCUGACAGCAGAGCAUCUGCCGAUGCUACAGACCAUACUACAGGAAGGACAGAUGGCUAUCUUUAAGCGAUAUAAUGUUCCAAAGAGCAGCCUGAGGAUUUACCUCCAUUAUCAGCCCUCCUACUACCACCUGCAUGUUCAUUUCACUGCUGUUGGCUACGAUGCUCCAGGCACCAUGGUGGAACGUGCACAUCUACUCUCCAGUGUGAUAGAGAACCUGCAGUUGGAUCCGGAGUACUACCAGAAACAAACCCUGACCUUUGCCUUGAAGGCUGAUGACCCCCUGCUGCAGAAGUUCAAGGAGGAAGGGAGAUUAUAGAUGAGUUUUUUUUUCAUAUGUAAUUGAUCCAUGCAGUUUACGCUUUGAAUGGAUGUGACUAGUUGGUGCAUGCGCGUUGACUCAGGUUUUACAGUUUUAUAAAUAAAGGAUAUAAAUCACAUUUGAGCAAGCAAAAUCUUGCCCUGACCUGCAUUUGCUCAGAACAGAGACAAAAUAUUGCUGUGAGAACAGAUCAGAAUAAAUGCUAAAGCUAUGCCAUUCAAAUGUUACUUGCAAACAUUGGAUGUAACAAAUAGUAAAAAUCCCCAAAUGUCGUUUGACAAAAAGGCGACCAUGUCCCACACCCUUGGUUAAGUCUGUCCCACACAGUUAGACUCGGUCUGCGUGUGAACCUAGUUUUUCCUGCAAAAUGUGGCAGGGGUCAUGUCUGAGAGUGGACAGAGUUUUGCAGUCACUAUCAAACAAAUGCAAAGCCUUGUCAAGAGUCUGAUCAGAGCAGGCAGCAACAUUUAGAAGAGUUUGUUCUCAGCAGGCAAAGGGUCAGGCUGGGUGACAAAUUGUUCAAUGGACCAUCUGUCUCAUAAUUCACCCAGCUCUGUGCCCACGUGUUUGUUUGUUCCCACUUUCUUAAUUCAGCUGUAAAUUUUCAAAAUGAAGGGUUUACGGUGCUAGUUGCAGCAAGACCCAUUGAUUGUUUAAAAAAAUAAAAGUUCAUUGACAAUUUUGUCCACAAA